Perkinsus marinus ATCC 50983 is the source of this 1191-nucleotide messenger RNA. RefSeq lists its product as hypothetical. The record is from RefSeq and is a predicted model, not a curated record. Lineage: Eukaryota; Perkinsozoa; Perkinsida; Perkinsidae. The coding region runs from base 1 to 1191 and encodes 396 amino acids. Gene Ontology annotation, molecular function: manganese ion binding. Gene Ontology annotation, biological process: glucose catabolic process. The transcript is spliced from 6 exons.
AUGUCUUUAACAGACGACGCCAGGAUCGAUCAUGUGGUGGUCGGGUACGCCGAAAAGGUUGUCGACAGGUUCCCAGUCGGGAGCUUGGAUAAUAGCCUUAAACCAGUGGCGGCGGUGGCGGGACCAUUAGGGGAAGAGGGAGAUGCGGUUGUAUGCUCCUACCCUGGGUCCUCUGAUAGAGCCACUUGUCGUGUAGCGGUCUAUCGGGCCUGCGAGGACGGCUCGUCAGAACUUGUUCACGCAGUUAUCGUGAAUAUUCCUCGAGAGCUCGUAGAGGGUACGAGGGUCACUCACAUGGCGAGUCAAGUGGAUCGCAAGUCCGGUGGUAUUGUCUUCAGCCUUCUGACGGCCUCUUCGGUCAUCCUGUCCCUCAACAUCCCCCCUCGAUUGUACCGGUCGGACUCUGUCUGGAUCAACCGGCUCGCCUCUCUAUCCCAGCGUGUCACCACUGUCGCUGGUCUAACUGGGCCGGCCACAUCGUUGACCCUUCUUGGGCCUGGAUGGGCUGCCAUUGGCUGUGCUGAUGGGAACGUUACGUUGGCUUGGCUCUCUACUUGCGAUGACGGCCAGGAAACACCGAGUUUGUGCGAGAAGAACCUCGGCCUUGUUGCGCGGAAGAGUGUCUGGUCCAAGAUGACCGGCAUGUUCAGAAGUUCCCGUUCACCAUCAACCGUCUCGGCUGCGGUGGUGGGGUUGGUACCGCUUCCUAACCAGGAGCUCCUCUCUGUCACUGCUGAUGGUUGCUGUCGCCGAUGGUUCGAGCCCCUAUCUGCUUACGCUGGCACUCCGCCUGCGAGCGAGACUAACCUUGAAAUAUGUGGCGGCAUCGUCGUCAGCAACUUCUAUGGGGAGGACCUGCCGGGGUCUCUGGCGGUCGGAAGGCAGGAUGCUGUUGGGGCCUGGAUUGUCACUGCCCGUAACGGUAUUGUUGUGAUCACCGCCGAUCACGGCAACUGCGAGGAGAUGAAGGAUAAGAAGGGUAACAUCAAGACCAGCCACACUCUCAAUGCUAUUCCCUUCAUCAUUGUUGAUCCCAACUGCCAGGGUAAGUACGUCGUUGACCCCAGCCAGGACCCCAGCAUUGUCGAGCCUGUUGCCGGCAUCACUAACGUUGCCGCUACCUUGUGCAAUCUCCUCGGUUAUGAGCAGCCCUCGAUGUACCGUAAGUCUCUCCUCAAGUUCCAGCAGUAG